UCCCGCUUUAUAUAAAUUCCAACAUUUUCCCCAAAAACAUUUUCAGAUGUCUUAAAAUCAUCUCAUUCUCCGGCCAAAAAAUCCACAACGAAACGAUCGGCGACCUAGGGUUCCACCGCCAGCAAUGGCCAACGUCGCAACUCGUAGACCGAUGACACCGGCCUCCAACUCUCUUUUCUUUUCCGGCAACAUCGACACCGCCAGCUCUUUGACCGCCACCGGUGCAGUCAAACGAAAGACGCCGUCUGAGUUGAGAGGUGAGCAGUUGAAGCGCACGAAAGUUGUUGAGCGAAUGGACGAAUCUCCAGCAUCGGACCUCGGUUCCAUACGAAAUACUAAUGGAGUAACAUCUGUUAUAAAACCUGUUUUACCAAAAAAUCCCAGAUACAUUGACACUCGUGUGGAUGAACUGUUUCCCAGUAGGAAAAACAGCAUGAGGCUUAAAAUGCUAUCUGUGAAAGAAAAUGCUAAGGAAAACAUUAAUGCUGAUCAUACUGAUGGUUUAAGUAACUCUUCUUUUUCUGUAAAGCUUGCUUCUGAUAGGCAACCACAGUGUUCUGGUGCAAAUGAUACACGUGCUUCAACUUCAACUGCACAAUCUCACAUCACGGGAAAAAAAUGUAGCGUAAGCACAUUUCGUAGUGUUAUGGAGCUAUCAACAGGGGGUGAUAAAUCAUCUGGCUUUUCUAUUAAUAUGGAUGACGCCUUUAAAGGACUUGCAGCUCGUCCACCUCUUAAUGUCUCAAAAUCAUCCACUGAAUCUUUUGAUGGAAAAACAAAUUCCACAUCAUCAAAUUUUUGCUCAGAGUUUAAUAUUUCUGGCCAUAAAAUUCCACUGGAUUUCACAUUGAAAACUAGCAUGCGUGUGGUUGCCUCAUCGUCGGUUAAUUGGUUUCACCGUUUGAUGAGCCGUGGCACAUUUAACGGGUCAACUGCCCAAAUUUCCAAUACAAAAGCUUUGUAUUCUUGGGUGUACCCACAGAGUUCGUUACCUCCGUCAGUCAUAUCUGCGUUAACUUUAUCUUCAAAAGUGGAAGGUCAAAUGGAUUUUUUGACCAAGCGUCAACUGGCAUGGGAGACCUCAUUUCGUAGCCUGUACGUCAUGUUGCGGAAGAACAUUUGUAAAUUAUUUUAUGUCUGUACAGGACAGUUUGUGGCAAUGUUCACCAACGGCAACGGUACAACAGGAAGUAAGUCUGUAUGCAAUGCUUAUGUAUCCCAAUCAACAAGAAGCUUAAGGUCACUGUUAAAAGAACAAGAUAUAUCUUUUUCUAUGCCGCUGUGCCAUUCUGAAGUAGAACAAGUAACUACAGAAGACCUCGUUGAGCUCUCAGAGAUUGAAAAGCAUAAUCUGGGAAAGACUAGGCGCACGGUUUCUUUAUCUGAUGUGGAUAAUAGCCCGGAAUCUUUAUUGGUGUUUAGUGACAAUAACGUACACGGGUUAUAUGACUUUUUGCUUAAUUAUAGGUUUUUGUUACCAUCUCUGAAUACUCUAGACGUUCCUUUACUUUAUUCAUCAGUACCGUUUGAAAAUGCUGCUGUUUCUGCACCAGAGGUCAAAUGUAAAGAGGUGAGGAGAAUUGACCAGACGUCUGCUCUAACUACAAGUGAACCUGACCAUGGUUCAACUUCUACAUCCCACACUAUUGAAAUCAAGGGUACUUAUCUUCCUCCAUGGAUAAUCACCAGUGUGUGUGAUGCAAUAAGGUCCAAUGGUGAUAAUAGCUUUGAAGCAAGUUUUGUGUUGGAGCCGAUUUCAGUUGGUUUGAACGUUGGGCUUGAUGUGGUUAGCCACAAGCCUGAAGGGUUGUGUGAACCGAGUUGCCCAUUUGGUGUUAGCGACACUGUUGUUUCUCAUCACCUGAGCCAUGGCUUUCUAAAAGGCUUAAAAUAUUCCGACGAUUCUUACACUGUUUUUCUCUCACCAGUUUGAAGUUAUUUUGUUGCAAAAAUGUUGUGUUCAUGUUUUGCUUAAACCUAGACUUGUAACCAACAUUGCAAUCGGGUUAAACAUUUCCCACUUUUGGUGCAAAAAUGUUGUGUUCAAAUUGUAACCAACAUUGCAAUUGGGUUAUAAACAUUUCCCACUUUUGGUUCCAAAA
Molecule: messenger RNA, 2102 nt
Organism: Helianthus annuus (common sunflower)
Lineage: Eukaryota; Viridiplantae; Streptophyta; Magnoliopsida; Asterales; Asteraceae
Product: protein downstream neighbor of Son
Exons: 13
Coding region: 125-1933 (602 amino acids)
Biological process (GO): nuclear DNA replication
Cellular component (GO): nucleus
Source: RefSeq, a predicted model, not a curated record